Molecule: messenger RNA, 1274 nt
Organism: Cajanus cajan (pigeon pea)
Lineage: Eukaryota; Viridiplantae; Streptophyta; Magnoliopsida; Fabales; Fabaceae
Product: Ribosomal L5P family protein
Biological process (GO): translation
Cellular component (GO): ribosome
Molecular function (GO): structural constituent of ribosome
Source: RefSeq, a predicted model, not a curated record
GCUUUUUGUAUUUUUGUCCCUCACCUUACACUUACAGAGCUAAACAUGAUAGCAUCUUCUAUAUACCCUUUAAUCGGCUAAUAUUUACUCUUGUACCACAUUGUUAAGCUUCGUAAAUAAAAUUCGACUUUAGGGGCACUUUUCUAAACCGCAUUCUAAACUCCUUCCAACGCUAUCUAUCCAUAUCAGCUCAGAGUGUGAGAGCACCGAGCAACCACCAUGGCCACCGCUCCUUCGCUUCUACACUCAUCUGGGUCUUCAUUUUUCGCUCAAUUUCGCGCCUUUCCAAUCCCUUCUUCUUCUUCUUCUUCACUGUUCCUUCGUGGAAAUAGGCAUGGGAGUGCAGUGGUGUCAGUGAAGGCCACUGCUUCUGGGGUUGUGUUGGUGGAGAAGUCUGAGGCAGAGAACGCCAAUAGGCUCAAAACUGCUUACAUUGAGAAAAUUGUUCCCCUGCUCAUGGAAGAGUUCUCUUACACUAACAAGCACCAGGUGCCUAAAAUUGAGAAAAUUGUGGUUAACUGUGGUAUUGGAGAUGCUGCACAGAAUUCAAAGGGUUUGGAUGCAGCAAUAAAUGAUCUAGCACUGAUCACAGGGCAGAGACCUAUUAAGACUCGGGCCAGGGCUUCUCUAGCCACCUUUAAGAUCAGGGAAGGUCAACCGCUUGGGAUUGCUGUGACAUUAAGAGGAAAUAUAAUGUACUCAUUCCUGGACCGAGUCAUCAACUUAGGACUUCCUAGGACAAGAGAUUUCCAAGGUCUGAACCCCAACAGCUUUGAUGGGCAUGGGAAUUACAGCAUUGGCAUCAAGGACCAGGGUGUGUUCCCUGAGAUCAGAGCCGAUGUUAUUGGUAAGCCUAGGGGAAUGGACAUCUGCAUUGCGACGACGGCUAAUACCGAUCAAGAAGCGCAGAGAUUAUUGGCUCUCAUGGGCAUGCCUUUCAGAGAGGGAGGUGGUCCUGCUGCUGCCGCUGGUCGCAAAAAGAAGCUCAAGUCUCAUCAUUUUGAUUCAAAAUCAAAGGGAAGAGGAAGGAAGUGACAGUUUUGAUGCAAAAUUAUAGGAUGAAGGAAGUGAGGUCGGGACCAGAAGAGACUGUGUUUGUAUACCUUGUUUCAUUCAGAUGUAAUAUUAUUGAUUCUUUUUUGUAAGAGGCAUGGAUAUGCCAUGCCAUGAACUAUGUCAUUAAAAGGUUUUGUUGUUUGUGGUCUUGCAGAUCCUGGUUGCUAAUUGAUUUCCAUUUGUUUGCUUGUUAUUUGGUUCAGUAGACAAUUGUUUUA